This is a messenger RNA of Theobroma umbraticum, 1807 nucleotides long. RefSeq names its product zinc finger CCCH domain-containing protein 11-like. NCBI's taxonomy places the organism in Eukaryota, Viridiplantae, Streptophyta, Magnoliopsida, Malvales, Malvaceae. Gene Ontology annotation, biological process: cytoplasmic translation. Gene Ontology annotation, cellular component: cytosol. Gene Ontology annotation, molecular function: mRNA binding; metal ion binding. The record is from RefSeq and is a predicted model, not a curated record.
CCCGCAAAUACCCCAGAAACCUGCCACGUCAACAAACACCAGGGCUACUAUCGACAAUUCAGCAACGCAGCCGCAGCUUCUCGAGCCCGUCUUGAACUGAAAGCCAAGCCACUCCACGCCCGAACGCCAGCUCCGUCCCCCUGCCUACACUCUCUUCCCCCAAAUCCGCCAACUCGAUUAUAAUUACAAAAACGCUAAAAAAACAUAAAUCAAUUGUCAGAAAAAAUUCGGAUGAAUCAGAUUUUUUGAAAAUUUUUGAUUCGAUUGAUUAAAGGAAAAAAGGAGAAGCUUUUUGUGGUUUUUGAUGCUGAUAAGAGAUGCCGCCGAAGCAACCCUCAAAAGCAGAGUUAGCGAAGAAGCAGAAGAUCGUAGAGGACAAGACCUUCGGUCUCAAAAACAAGAAUAAAAGCAAAAAUGUCCAAAAGUACGUCCAAAAUCUUAAGCAAUCCGUUCAACCCAAACCCGACGCGAGUAAAGUAGCUCAAAAGAAAAAGAAAGAGGAAGAGAAGGCCAAAGAUAAGGAGCUGAAUGACUUGUUCAAGAUUGCUGUUACUCAGCCCAAAGUGCCUGUUGGUGUUGAUCCCAAGUCGAUACUAUGUGAAUUCUAUAAAGUGGGACAGUGUGCCAAAGGUUUUAAAUGUAAGUUCUCACAUGACCUGAAUGUUCAGAGGAAAGGCGAGAAGAUUGACAUUUACAGUGAUAAGCGCGACCAAGAAACAAUGGAGGACUGGGAUCAAGAAACUUUGGAGAAGGUUGUGGAGUCAAAGACAAAGGAAUAUAAUCAGAAUAAGCCUACUGAUAUUGUUUGUAAAUAUUUCUUGGAAGCAGUAGAGAAGAAACAAUAUGGCUGGUUUUGGGAAUGCCCAAAUGGUGGUAAAGAUUGUCACUACAGGCAUGCUCUUCCCCCUGGAUAUGUUCUAAAGUCUCAGAUGAAGGCUCUGAUUGAGGAAGAGCAAGAAAAAACACCAAUUGAGGAUGAAAUUGAGAAUCAGCGUGCUAAAUUAAAGACUUCAACUCCUAUGACUCCUGAGUUAUUUAUGGAAUGGAAGAAGAAAAAGAUAGCAGAAAGAGAUGAAAGUUUGGCCGCACAGAAGGCAGAAAGGGCUAAGAGUGACCGCAUGAGUGGCCGUGAACUGUUUAUGUUAGAUGCUAGUUUAUUCGUGGAUGAUGCUGAGGCAUAUGAGAAAUACCAAAGAGAGGAAGAAUCUGAUGUUCGCGGAAAUAAGGCCAAUCCUGAUUCAGCUGCUGAUGAACCAAGUACCUCAGCGACAUCUGCUGCUGAUGCUGAAGCUCUUCCAGAUGACGAUGAUGAUGAUGAUGAAUUGGACAUGGAUGAACUAAACGAACUAGAAGCUAGCUUGGCAAAAACAUCAAUCCAAAUUCAGGAGCCUAACGCAUAAGCUUAGUUUUUAGAGGCGCAGAGUCUUCAGUCCACAUGCGUUUUAAAAGUGUUGACUCUAUGAUCCUGCUGCAAAUUACUUGUCAUCACGAUUUCACCUGUAGCUUGAGACUGCUGAGCUUCCCGUUAUCCUGGCUGAGUGGCAGCUGUCAUUAUAAUUUUCAAAUUUAAGGUUCACCUAUAAGCUAGUGGUACAUGAGCAUAUGGUGAAAUUGCAAAUUGUAUCGCAUUCCAGAAUGCUGGGUUUCUCUCAAUCUUUGUUGGAAAGAGGAUCAUGAAUAUGGUUGUGGUUUUCUUAUUCUUUUAGGCUUUGAAGCACACAAGGACGAUUCUCUGUUGAUGAAUAAGGUGUAUUAUUUGAACACAAUUUACAGCAAUCUCUAAUGUAUUAUCAAUUUCAUACUGUCA